AUGGAAAACAUCAACCACCACCGCCACUUCCUCUUCCUACAUUUUCUCCUCCUUUCCGCCGUCCUCGCUGCCGCAGACGAAGGCGGUGCUAUUCUGAAACUUGCUUCGGCCUUCCGUCCACCUCCCACCGGGUGGUCUUCCACCUCUUCCGACAACUACUGCAGCUGGCCGGGCAUCAAUUGCGACAAAUCCAGCCGCGUAACAGCCAUUAACUUAGCUUCCAAAUCCCUGUCCGGUUCACUUCCUCCAGAGAUGGCUACCUUAUCGGAACUUCGCACCGUGUCUCUUCAACACAACUCCUUAUCUGGGUCCGUCCCAUCUUUCGCCAAUCUCUCGAACUUGCAAACGAUUUUCCUCGACGACAAUGCGUUCACAUCGGUGUCCUCCGACGCUUUCUCCGGUUUAACCAGUCUUCAGACGCUGAGUUUAAGUGAAAACACGAAGCUGAGUGCAUGGACUUUCCCAGAUUUGUCCCAAUCGACGAGCCUCGUCCAAGUUCAACUCGACAACACCAAUUUGUACGGCGCCUUACCCGAUGUUUUCGAAUCUUUGAACAGUUUAGAGAGUAUAAGGCUGUCUUACAACAACUUGAGCGGCACAUUGCCGGCUUCUCUCGGCGGCUCGAUGAUUAAGAAUCUCUGGAUCAACAAUCAGAUCGGUGGGUUCACAGGUACUUUAGAUGUUUUAUCCAGCAUGACACAGUUGUCUCAGGUCUGGGUUCACAAGAACAUGUUCACCGGUCAGAUCCCAGAUUUGUCUAAAUGUGUGGGUCUUUUCGAUCUUCAGCUUAGAGAAAACCAGUUGACUGGGCCUGUCCCGGGAUCUUUGAUUAAUCUUCCCGGUUUGAAGAAUGUUUCAUUGUCUAAUAACAAAUUGCAAGGUCCUUUUCCAAAGUUUCCUAGCUCAGUUGAGAGCGUUGCCGUUAAUGGGACCAAUAAUUUCUGUAAUGAUAAUGGGAAUCCUUGUGAUCCUCAAGUUACCACAUUGAUCGAGAUUGCUGGUGGUUUUGGGUACCCUGUUUUCCUUUCUGAUGAUUGGGAUGGCAAUGAUGCUUGCCAAAUGGUUUUCGUUACUUGUGAUUCGAAAAAAGCUGUGAUUACCGUCAAUCUCGCGAAGAAAAAUCUGGUCGGGACGAUUUCUCCGGCGUUUGCGAAUCUAACAAUGUUGAAGAACUUGAAUCUGAAUGAUAAUAAUUUAACAGGUCCCAUCCCUUAUGGUCUUACCAAGCUGAGUAGUUUGCAGCUUCUCGAUGUGUCUAAUAACAAUCUUACCGGAGACAUGCCGAAAUUUUCGGAUAAGGUGACAUUUACUUACUCGGGGAAUAGUUUACUAGGAAAACCGACGGAUUCUGGUGACAGAGGAACUCCAGGUUCUGGAGGAUUGAAAGGAGGUUCGGAUGGUAACUUGAAAAAUGGUGCCAAUGGUAAGAAUUCCGUACCUUUGAUUGUCGGUGUUGUCAUUGGUGUAUUGGUUUUCGUUGCUGUUGUUUGCUUUGUUUCUUACAAGUAUGUGAUGAACAAGAAGUAUGAGAAAUUCGGUAAGAUGGAUGGCAAUGCCAGUGAUGCCGAGAAGGGCGUAGUAAUGAAUGGGGUGAUCGGUAAAGCAACGAGUGGCUACGGAGGAUUGCCUGGUGAAAUGCAAAGCCAGAGUAGCAGUGAUCAUAGUGAUCGUCAUUUCUUCGAGGGUGGAAACGUUAGUACCUCGAUACAAGUCCUGAGAGAGGUGACUGAUAAUUUCAAUGAGGCUAAUGUAUUAGGACGAGGGGGUUUCGGGGUUGUGUAUAAAGGUGAAAUGCCCGACGGCAUGCAGAUUGCUGUCAAGAGAAUGGAGUGUGCGGCGAAAGGUACUAAAGGAAUGAAUGAGUUUCAAGCCGAAAUCGCAGUGCUUACAAAGGUUAGGCACAGGCAUUUGGUUGCACUUUUGGGUUACUGUGUUAACGGCAACGAGAGGCUCUUGGUUUACGAGUAUAUGCCUCAAGGUACCCUCAGUCAGCAUCUCUUUGAAUGGCGAGAAAAGGGCUUUUCUCCGCUCACCUGGAAGCAAAGGGUCACCAUUGCUCUGGAUGUCGCAAGAGGGGUUGAGUAUUUGCACUCUUUGGCACAACAAAGUUUCAUUCACCGAGAUUUGAAGCCUUCGAACAUACUUCUCGGCAAUGACAUGAGAGCAAAGGUUGCGGAUUUCGGCCUUGUUAAGAAUGCACCCGAGGGUAAGCACUCCUUGGAGACAAAACUGGCAGGAACAUUUGGAUAUCUUGCUCCUGAAUAUGCUGCAACUGGUAGGGUGACGACGAAGGUGGAUGUGUUUGCAUUUGGAGUGGUGUUGAUGGAGAUAAUCACCGGCCGACAAGCUCUAGACGUAACGUUACCUGACGAGAAAUCACAUUUGGUGACAUGGUUCCGCAGGGUUCUAAUCAACAAAGACAACAUUCUCAAAGUAGUCGAUGAAACAAUCAACUGCGACGAUGAAGAGACGAUGGCGAUGAUCUUCAAGGUAGCCGAGUUGGCCGGUCACUGCACGGCUCGUGAGCCGUAUCAGAGACCCGAGAUGGGGCAUGCUGUCAACGUGCUUUGUCCUCUCGUCGAGCAGUGGAAACCCACAACCCAAGAGGAUGAUGGAAACUCUGGUGUUGACCUUCACAUGAGCCUCCCUCAGUUCCUACAGAAAUGGCAAGCAGAUGAAGGUACUUCGACGAUGUUUGGUGAUUUUUCUUACUCCGAAACCCAGUCGAGCAUUCCCGCGAAGCCCUCGGGAUUCUCGGCUACAUUUAGCUUGUCUGAUGGCCGGUGAUGGAAAUGCAAUACCGGACAUGAUUUCGGAAAGGUAUGGGCA
Molecule: messenger RNA, 2829 nt
Organism: Hibiscus syriacus
Lineage: Eukaryota; Viridiplantae; Streptophyta; Magnoliopsida; Malvales; Malvaceae
Product: receptor-like kinase TMK4
Exons: 2
Coding region: 1-2787 (928 amino acids)
Biological process (GO): protein phosphorylation
Molecular function (GO): ATP binding; protein binding; protein kinase activity
Source: RefSeq, a predicted model, not a curated record